Messenger RNA from Vitis riparia (riverbank grape), 1248 nucleotides. Its product is annotated as probable xyloglucan endotransglucosylase/hydrolase protein 30. The transcript has 4 exons. Gene Ontology annotation, cellular component: apoplast; cell wall. The record is from RefSeq and is a predicted model, not a curated record. Gene Ontology annotation, molecular function: hydrolase activity, hydrolyzing O-glycosyl compounds; xyloglucan:xyloglucosyl transferase activity. Gene Ontology annotation, biological process: xyloglucan metabolic process; cell wall biogenesis. The coding region runs from base 21 to 1043 and encodes 340 amino acids. Lineage: Eukaryota; Viridiplantae; Streptophyta; Magnoliopsida; Vitales; Vitaceae.
UUUUUUUUUUGAAAAAAAAAAUGAUGGGUCAGCUUCCAGUAAUACGCAAUUUCUCUCUCUUCUUCUUCUUCUUCUCUUUCUUCUGCGCGGCCUCCUCCUUCAACCUCUCCGUCAUCUCGUUUGAUCAGGGCUACACCCACCUUUUCGGCGAAGGCAACCUCGUCCGCUCCUCCGACGGCAGAAGCGUCCGCCUCCUCCUCGACCGUUACACCGGGUCUGGUUUUAUAUCGGCCAACCUGUACAACCACGGAUUCUUCAGCGCGAACAUCAAGCUGCCGUCGGAGUACACGGCCGGCGUGGUGGUAGCUUUCUAUACAUCGAAUGGAGACGUGUUCGAGAAGACGCACGAUGAACUGGACUUCGAGUUCUUGGGGAACGUAAAAGGGAAGCCAUGGAGGUUUCAGACGAACGUGUACGGAAAUGGGAGCACAAGCCGUGGAAGGGAAGAGAGGUAUCGGCUUUGGUUCGAUCCAAGCAAGGAGUUCCAUAGAUAUAGCAUUCUCUGGACGGCCAAGAACAUCAUAUUUUAUGUUGAUGAAGUUCCCAUAAGAGAGGUGAUUCGCAACGAGGCGAUGGGUGGCGACUACCCAUCAAAGCCAAUGGCAUUGUACGCGACCAUAUGGGAUGCCUCCAACUGGGCCACUUCAGGUGGCAAAUACAAAGUGGACUACAACUACGCGCCCUUCGUCUCUGAAUUCUCCGAUUUCGUGCUCGAUGGCUGCCCUGCUGAUCCACUUCAGCUAGCAUCCGCCGGCGGCUGCUCCGACAAGGAUGCUGAGCUCGAGAGCAAUGACUAUUCCGCCAUCACCCCACUUCGUCGCAUCUCCAUGCGCAAGUUCCGCCAAAAGUACAUGUACUAUUCCUACUGCUACGACACCCUGCGCUACGCUACUCCCCUACCGGAGUGUGUCAUCAUCCCUUCCGAGAAACGUCGGUUCAAGGACACUGGGCGCUUGAAGUUUGGAGGCAGCCACAAGAAGAGCUCCAAGCGGAGGUCCCGGGUGCCGGUUGCCACCACCUCAGACCGCCAGGCUGCUGCAUAAAUACGAGUCAUUCCAUUUGUCAUCAAAAUUCAGAUGCUAUGGUGGUGUUGGUUCCUUAUUUUUAUUUUUAUUUUUCAUUUUUCAUGUUUGUUUAUAUAAAGUGAGUAUAUGAAUUAAAUAUUUAAACUUGAUUGUUGGUUGAUUAAAUUAUAUUAUAAAGUAUUAAUUUUGUUCUAGUAAUUGAUACGUGUUGGUGUUUUGGAUA